Molecule: messenger RNA, 7295 nt
Organism: Dreissena polymorpha
Lineage: Eukaryota; Metazoa; Mollusca; Bivalvia; Myida; Dreissenidae
Product: serine/threonine-protein kinase 38-like
Exons: 13
Coding region: 368-1771 (467 amino acids)
Biological process (GO): intracellular signal transduction; peptidyl-serine phosphorylation
Molecular function (GO): ATP binding; protein serine/threonine kinase activity
Source: RefSeq, a predicted model, not a curated record
GAACAUUUUUUUUAUUUAAAACGAAUCAUUUUAAGAAGACCUAACACACAUAUUUUCCAAAUAUAUAUUUUUAUCACCAAGAAUGCUGAUAACCGUUGAUUAUUCAUAGAAAAGAUCAAGUUUAGAACUAUUUUAUGGCCUCAUCGUUGGCGGAAGAAUAUUAUUGUUGUGUUCCGCGGUCGAUCAGAUGUUCGCAAACUCAAGUUCUGUGAUUUUUGAAAGAGUAUAAUUAAAGUGUAUUAAUUGGACCUUCAAAUCGGAUUAAAUCACAAGCGAGCCUUUUGUCACAUUAAUUGCUUAUCACCCAUCCGUGGCAAUUUGGAAAUUAAGAAACAAGUUCCUGAAAGGCCGGAGUCGCAACUCCAAGAUGGCCACAGUAGGGGAACAAAUGCAGGUGAGCAACCACACAAUAGACAAGGUGACCCGCGCCAAGGUCACGCUGGAGAACUACUACUCCAACCUCAUAUCACAGCAUGAGGAGCGCGAAACCAGGUACCGCACCCUGGAGAAAACUAUGGAGGAAGAUGGACUCUCUGACGAACAGAAAAGUCAAAAGCGCCAACAGCACGCGGUAAAAGAAACAGAAUUCCUCCGAUUGAAACGCUCAAGACUCGGUGUGGAGGACUUUGAGCCGCUUAAAGUGAUCGGCAAAGGUGCCUUCGGAGAGGUUCGUCUUGUACAGAAACGGGACACUGGUCAUAUAUACGCCAUGAAAAUAUUACGAAAGGCAGAUAUGCUAGAAAAAGAACAGGUGGCCCAUGUGCGCGCAGAGAGGGACAUCCUAGUGGAGGCGGACCAUGAAUGGGUCGUGAAGAUGUACUACUCAUUCCAGGACAAAAUCAAUCUUUACCUGAUCAUGGAGUUCCUGCCAGGGGGCGACAUGAUGACCUUGCUGAUGAAGAAGGAUACCCUGACAGAAGAGCAGGCCCAGUUCUACAUGGCCGAGUCCAUCCUGGCCAUCGACUCCAUACACAACCUGGGCUUCAUACACAGGGACAUCAAGCCAGACAAUCUCCUCCUCGACUCACGGGGCCACAUAAAGCUGUCCGACUUUGGUCUCUGUACGGGUCUCAAGAAAUCACACAGGACAGAAUUCUACAAAGAUCUCUCACAUGGAAAGACUGGCAAUUUUAGUGAGUUUGCAGCCAAAACAUCCCAUUUUAAUUUGAAUCCUAUGGAUUCCAAACGAAGAAUGGAAAGUUGGAAGAAGAAUAGAAGACAAUUGGCCUACUCAACGGUUGGGACUCCAGACUAUAUAGCCCCGGAGGUGUUUAUGCAGACGGGGUACAACAGUUCCUGUGAUUGGUGGUCACUGGGGGUCAUCAUGUACGAGAUGUUGAUAGGUUACCCGCCGUUCUGCUCUGAGAACCCUCAGGAGACAUACCGCAAGGUGAUGAACUGGAGAGAGACCCUCGUCUUUCCUCCCGAGAUGCCCAUCUCUUGUGAAGCCAAAGAUCUCAUUCAAAACCUGUGUUGUGAUCCUGACCGCCGGCUGGGCUCCCGGGAACAGAUCCAAAGUCAUGUGUUCUUCCGGGGCUGUGACUGGGAACACAUCCGGGACAGACCCGCAGCCAUUCCUGUUGAGAUUAAAAGCAUCGAUGACACUUCCAACUUUGAUGAAUUUCCAGAUGUUGACCUCAAGUGGCCUACCAAUCAGAAGGCAGCAGACUUUCAUAAAGAAAAGGAAGCGAACAACAAGGACUGGGUGUUCAUUAACUAUACAUACAAACGUUUUGAAGGCUUACCGAAAUCCUGGCAGGGCAAGAGUUAGCUCACCUUUGCUUAUGAAAGUUCAUCUUCAGCGGGGAUAACAGACUGUGUUAUUGUGAUACUAAACAAUGCUACUGAAUUCGGGUUGUGCUCUGGAAACUAGAGCUUAAUGCAUGUGGGUUAAGUGUCAUCCCAGUUAAGAAUGUGCACUCUUCACAGGCUAAUCAUGGACUUUCCGCUUUUUAUGGAAGUUUUUGUUUAAAUGAAGUAUCUUCUAAAGGAAAAUCCAGUCGAGGUGGAAAGUGUUGGUCCUGAUUUGCUUAUAAUUAGCUUAUGCUGACUGCGCAGGCUUAUCUGGUACAAUUCUUUAUGCACAUACGUUAAGCCUUGUUGUCCUAGAGUGCGGCUUAUUUAUAUUUAAUGUUUAUGCUGGCAAAUUAUUUUAAUAGUUAUGUUCACACUACUUGGUUAAGUUUGUUAAAAGCACAUUUGCAAAGUGUUUUGAAAACAAUUGCAUUUACAGAGUGGUUUGAACAAGAUUCAAAAUAUUUAUUCACUUAGCAGAUCAGUAAAAGUGUUUUUUUUCACCAAGAAAUAAUUUUAGAUAAUUUUAGAAAUUCCUGUUGUUUUCCUGACAAAGCAAUUCUCAAUUAUUGCUCAUUCCAUGUCCUUCUAACACAUUUAAGGACCAUGUUUAUAAUAAAUUAACCUGGGAUUAGUGUAAAACAAUAUGGUACCACUAAAACUGUUCACUCUUGUAACAUUAUCGUGUACUAUGAGCAUAAUUUUGUUUCUGAUGUAUUUAAGUCCUCAAUCUUUGUGAUCACAUUCAUUUCAAGACAUUUAUUAUUUCAUUGAUAAUCUGGAGGUAUUACUGAUUUUAAAACUGUUAUCCUGAUUUUCUCGUGGAUUGCCAAACUGAAUAAAUAUGAGCUCAGUCUAAUCGGGGACAGAAUUUCCGGGUUUAUGGUAUUUUUUUUUGUUAAGAAAGUCUCUUUUUAGCAAAAAUCCAGGUCAUAAGGAAAGUGUCGUGUCGGAUUAGCCUGUGCAGACUUCACAGCCUUAUGGGGGACAAUAAUUGUGCAUGUACAUUAAGCCUGGUUCUUUCAGAGCGCUGCCCAUAUGAAUAUAUGUUAGUAACAGAUUGACAGAUUGUGCUAUCUAAUGGAUGCUUUAUCAUUCAUUAAUGCCUAGAUUGUUUAUCUACAGCAGUUUACUAAUAAAAUCUGGUUUUAAAUUCAAGUGAGUGGGACAAAUAAAGUCUUUUGCAGAAGGUUUUAACAUGUAAAAUCUGUUUACAUACAAAAUUCCUUUAUAAUUUAUGAAGAUUUGUUGUUUAUUCAGUAUUGAAUAUGUUUAAUACCCAGUGACUUGACUACAUUGAGGAGUUGACUAUUGAUCUAGGUGAAAUAUUGUCAUGCAGUGAUGUUGCUUAUGUAUAUCAAUAAAUUGCAGUUUAACAUAUCAUUAAAACAUGGCUUUAAUAUAUGUGUGUAAUAUGUGUAGAAUUAUAUGUAUAUAUGUGUAGGUAUAUUGUUAGCAAGUUUGUUUUCGGAGAAAACCCGAGCUAUUGUCAUAGCCAGCUGGUCGUCCGACGUCCAACGUAGGCGUCGUGCUAAAACCUUAACAUUGGCCAUAACUUUAUUUUAAAAUAUUUAAGAUAGCACCUUGAUAUUUGUCAUGCAUGUGUAUCUCAUGGAGCUGCACAUUUUGAGUGGUAAAAUUUCAAGGUGAACAUCAUCCUUCAAGGUCUAGGGUAGAAAAAACAAUGUCAAGGGAAGUAAUAAGCUUUAAAUGGACAUAUUUAUCUGACCUGCCUAGGUAUAUAUUUUUGUUAAAUAAAUCAAAGCGGCGCAGUAAGCGGCAAUGUGUUUCUGACAAACACAUUGUGGUAAAAGGUCGAGGUCAUCCUUUACGGUCUAUGGUAAAAAAAUACAGAUUUUAGGGAAGUAAUAAGCUUUAAAAAGGGAGAAAAUUAUUCAAUAUUGAACAAAGCCACUUAUAUAUAUUUGGGAUGCAUGUGGAUCUCAUGGGGCUGCCCCCCCCCCUCGGAUGGAUUGGACAAAAUUCAAGGGAAGUAAUAACCUUUAAAGGGAGAUGAUUUCUAUACCUGCCAAAUGAUAAAUCGAAAUGUUUUUUCAAUGCUGCGCAGUAGGGGGCAUUGUGUUUCUGACAAACACAUCUCUUGUUGGGUCACUAGGUCAAAGGUCAAGGUCACUGUGACCUCUAAAAAAAAAAAAUCUGACAAGCUUUCGCAGCCGAGCCUGGCACCCGUUAUGCGGUGCUCUUGUUAAUAUUUAUACUCGUUGUAUGAUGCAACUUUUGCGUUGUAUGAUGCAACUUUUGCGUGAGGUGAACUAGAAGACGGCCCAAUGAGAUUCUGACAUGAUUAUCUGAAUAGGAGCCACUUUCUGGGAACUCUGGCUUGAUGCACCUGUGGUAAGUGUCUCCCAGAUUAGCCUGUACAGUCUGCACAACACUAUCUGCCUAAAGUGAAUUUCACAACCUAGAGACUUUUUUAACCGAAAAAAAUACAUAAAGCGUUGUCCCUGAUUAGCCUGUGCAGACUGCAACAGGCAAAUCUGGGCUGAAACUUUAUGCACUUGCAUUAAGCCCCAUUUUCCCAGAGGGAGGCUCAACUGUGUUCAGAUCAACCCCAGUUCCACAAGAGUCUGAAUUCACCAUAUUGCUGAUACGUUUUAGUGCUGACAUUUGAAAAAUGUGCAUUUGUGAAGCUGCUGGUGUUGUUUUUUCAUAAAAAGUUUUUAAUACUGGUAACAGAAUUGAAGCACUUACUACUCUGCUUUGUCAGUGUUAUUUGUUGUGCUUUUUCAGCAGAAGUUUCAAAGUGUUUGUAUUAGUUGGUCAUCUAGUCUUUCAAUGAUGUAUUCAUAUCAGCUUGUUGAGUACUAUAGCAUGUUAUGCAAGUAACGAGUCUAUUGUUUGUGGGGUUUUUCAUUUUGAAAACCUCCCGAAAGCAAGGUGUCUGAAGACAUGCCAAGCCAUGUACGAGUCUAAAUAAUGUUUGAUUAGCUUAAAUCUAUUUGACAGGGCAACAUUAUUUUCAAGAUUUACAAAAAUGUGUGUAUUUAUAACUCGUUUUUAUUCCAUCAGGUUAUGAGAUGUUUUCUAACCUUUUUGGGAUUGUGUGGUAUUAAGAUUUCCAAAAACUGUAUGUGUUACUAUAUUUAGUACCAGAUUUAACUACAUUGCAGUGCAGUGUAUUUUUGGAUCAUUUAAAGAAUACAUUGAGUGUUUUUGUUCCAAAAUGAAUUUAGCUAGUAAUUUGCUGUUAAAAUGAUGUACAUCUUGUUUAUUUUUAAUUGUAUGAGGUCCUUUGGAAAUGUUACUUCAUGGGAAGUAAUUCAUGUAAAAUGUAAGAGUUAAGUUUAUGGGAUUAUCUCUCCUGCACAUUUCAAAUUUACAAAAUGUUUUCAGUAUCAGACAUUAUUAAACUUUUUAAUGAAAUGCCAAUAUUUGAACUAACAUUUAUAAAUUGUUUAUUUAACAACUCUGUGAUCACUUUAGCAAGUUGAAAACGUGGCCUUGAAACCAAGUCAAACAAUGUGUUCAAUGAUUUUAUAUCCUAUUUGCAUAAAGAGAUCAAUAUGUUCUGAAUAGAAAACUAAAUUGUGUCUACCAACUUAUGGUUGCAAUAGAAAUUUAUAUAGCUAUACAUGUGAAGACUUAACCCUUUUCCUUUCAGAUGCAAAAAGAAAAUGGCUAUGUGCAAACAUCAUAAAACCAUAACAGCCUGCAAGUAACUUGCAGUCUGCUCAGGUUUUAUGCUGUUUGAACCUCACCAGUAUCUAAGAUUUUGAAAUGAAGCCUUUAAAACUUGAAUCUAGUAAGAAAGGUCAUUAAUAAAAUUUAACUAUCUAAGGGAUCAAAAAAAUGUCAAAAUAUGUGUAAAGUGGUAAGUGUUAAUGGGGACUUAAAUGUACUGUACGUCUUUAACUUCAGUGAUGAGCAGAUUUAUGAUAUUAAAAAAAUUUUGAAUUUUUGUAAGCUCUCAAUAUUAUCUCAAUUAACAAUGCUAGAUUUACGCCGCAAAUUUGUAUGAAUGUCAUUUCAGAAAAGUUCCAUCAACAAUUGUAUAGACAUGUGCUAUACCAACAUUCCAUAUCUAUUUGACUUGGACAACCAAUGAGCAUCGUUCUGGAAAAACUGGGCUUAAUGCACGUGUGUAAAGCGUCAUCCAAGAUUAGCCUGUGCAGUCCGCAGACUAACCAGGGACAACUAUCUGCGCUUUUGUAAUGCAAUUUUUUGUUUAAAGUGCAUAAUCUUCUGAAUGAAAUCCAGUGAAGGAGGAAAGUGUCAACCCUCAUAAAAAUGUGCACACUGCGCAGGCUAAUAUUGGAUGGCACUUUACAUACAAGCAAGAAGCUCGGGUUUCCCAGAUUGUGGCUCUGUUGUAGAUUGUGAAGGUGUAGAAAUUGUCGUAGAAUACUAUAUGCUUUAUGUUAAUUAACCCUCUCCCACUCAGAAGCAGAGUGAAAAUGGCUAUGUGCAAACAGCAUAAAACCAGAACAGCCUGUGAGUAACUCGCAGGCUGGUCAGGUUUUAUGCUGUUUUUUGCCCAUCAGUAUCAUGGGGUUGGAAAUUAAGCCUCAAACUUGAAUAUAUCAAGAAAGGACUUUAAAUGUGUCAAAGUGCGCUUCUGAGUGGUAAAGGGUUACAGCUUAGUCCCUCCAUAACAAGUCAUUUGUCUUUUCAGUUUUUAUUUGUAAUAGUCAUUUUGAUGUGUUUGUAUUUUCAUGUUUCCUUUGUUUUAUUAUUGUAUGUUAUUUAGCACUUUUGAUUUUAGCCUGUAAUAUGUUUCAUGGCACUCUUUGGUAUUUUUUUGUUGUUGUUCAAAAGGUAACGAUCAAGUUAAUAUCUGGGGUUAAUUUGUUUCGCAAAAAAUGUAAUGUGUUAUUGUUGUUAUUGCUGGUAAGUGUGUAAUAUAUUACUAAGCACUAGUUAUUUUAUGUUAAUAUGGUAAUUCUAGGUUUUGAGUGUAAAACUAUGGUAUCUGGUAUAGAUUUGUGAUUGAGAUGCAGUAGUUUUACAAUCAACCUUUUACUUACUGUUCUGUGAAAUACGGAUUAUUAAACAAACUUUUGUGCUGAAGAUCUCUGAGAGUAUAUCUACAAAGGGAGGACAACUUGUGAUGAGUUAACAUGGCUGUGAGCCUCGCUCUGGGAAAACCAGGCUUAAUGCAUGCUUGUCAAGUAUUCUCUGGGAAAACCAGGCUUAAUGCAUGCAUCUCAAGUAUUUUCUCAUAUUAGCCUAAGCAGUUAUCUGGGAUGACACUUUCUGGUUAAACUGAAUUUUUGCAAUGAAGGGGCUUCCUUUAAAAUAAAAAUUCCAUGAAAGUGGAAAGUUGUUUUCCCUGAUUAGCCUGUGCAAACUUCACAGGCUAGUCUAGGACAACAUUUUAUGCUUAUGCAUUAAAUCUUGUUUUCCCGAAGCGGCUCAGAUAUUAUCUCUGUGCAAAUUAACUGGGCUGGGAAGGUGCCAUGAUUAUUGAACUGUUGAACAUUUUGUUGUUAUUUGAUUUCAUUAACACAAAAAUAAUGUUGAUUAAAUUGUUAAUAAACAUA